GAGCCUUACUUUUCGUCUUUCAUAGUACAAAGAAAGAUUUUGGGGGCAUCAAAGGAAAAAAAAGAAAAGAAAGGUGACCAGGCUUUUUUGAGGUGAGGACUUUGGCACAGGGUCUCGGGAGUGAUGGCGGCGUCUGCACCCUCCUCCUCUGGCGGCGAACCGGAUCCCAACUCGACAAAUUUACGACCGCCGGGCUCAAGCUAUGACGCUUGGUGUGGAGUUGCUCACGGAUGUACUAGAAAAUUGGGAAUGAAAAUAUGUGGAUUUUUGCAGAAGAACAACAGUCUGGAGGAGAAGAGCAGGAUCGUGAGUUCCUUCAAGGAGCGCGCAGCCAAGAACCUGCUGUCCUGCGAGAAUAUCGGUGGAGAUGCGCGCUUCAGGCGCACGGAGACCGACUUCUCCAAUCUGUUCGCCAGAGAUCUGUUGCCUGCGAAAAAUGGAGAGGAACAGACCAUGCAGUUCUUGCUGGAGGUUGUGGAAAUCCUCACCAACUACAUCCGGAAGACCUUUGACAGGUCCACCAAGGUCCUGGACUUCCACCACCCUCACCAGCUGCUGGAGGGCAUGGAGGGCUUCAACCUGGAGCUCUCUGACCAGCCCGAGUCUCUGGAGCAGAUACUGGUGGACUGCAGGGACACCCUGAAAUAUGGAGUGAGAACAGGUCACCCCAGGUUCUUCAACCAGCUGUCCACUGGAUUAGACAUUGUUGGUUUGGCAGGAGAGUGGCUUACCUCUACAGCCAACACCAACAUGUUUACCUAUGAGAUUGCUCCUGUCUUUGUGCUCAUGGAGCAGCUGACGCUGAAAAAGAUGAGGGAGAUCAUUGGCUGGCCUGAUGGAGAGGGUGAUGGAAUAUUUUCUCCAGGAGGAGCAAUCUCCAACAUGUACAGUGUGAUGAUUGCCAGAUACAAGUUCUUCCCUGAAGUGAAGACCAAAGGCAUGGCAGCUGCUCCCAGACUGAUCCUCUUCACCUCAGAGCAUAGCCACUACUCCAUCAAGAAAGCCAGUGCAGCUCUGGGCUUUGGGACGGACAACCUGAUACUUUUGAACACUGAUGAGAGAGGGAGAGUCAUCCCUGCUGAUUUGGAAGCCAAAGUUAUAGAGGCCAAGCAAAAGGGCUAUGUUCCGAUGUUUGUGAAUGCCACCGCUGGUACAACCGUUUACGGAGCCUUUGAUCCCAUCAAUGAAAUUGCAGACAUCUGUGAAAAGUACAACAUGUGGCUUCACGUGGAUGGUGCAUGGGGUGGAGGCCUGCUAAUGUCCAGGAAACACAGGCACAAGCUGAGUGGAGUAGAGAGGGCCAACUCAGUCACCUGGAACCCCCAUAAAAUGAUGGGAGUGCCGCUGCAGUGCUCUGCCAUUCUGGUCAGAGAGAGGGGAUUAUUGCAAGGCUGCAACUCCAUGUGUGCUGGUUACCUCUUCCAGCCAGAUAAACAGUAUGAUGUUACAUACGACACUGGUGACAAGGCCAUUCAGUGUGGACGCCAUGUUGAUAUCUUCAAGUUCUGGCUCAUGUGGAAGGCAAAGGGAACCGUAGGAUUCGAACAGCAUAUUGACAAGUGCCUGGAUCUGUCUGCGUACCUUUACAAUAAAAUAAAAAACAGGGAGGGCUUUGAGAUGGUGUUCGACACAGAGCCGCAGCACACUAAUGUGUGUUUCUGGUAUUUUCCACCGAGCCUGCGUGGCUUGCCUGACGGUGAAGAGCGGAGGAAGAGGUUGAACAAGGUGGCCCCAAAGAUCAAGGCAAUGAUGAUGGAGUCUGGGACCACAAUGGUGAGCUACCAGCCACAAGGCGAUAAGGUCAACUUCUUCCGCAUGGUCAUCUCCAACCCCGCUGCUACCAGGUCAGACAUCGACUUCCUGAUCGAGGAGAUUGAGCGACUGGGGAAUGACUUGUAAGAGUCACAGAUAAACCCUUUGUUAUCCCCAAACAUCAGACUUUUCCAACUCUGGAGAGCCUUGAGCUUGGCUUCAUGUCCCUUUUGUCUCAUAAAGACGUCAAAAUGUUUUGCUUACAGGUCCUCUUUGGCAAUGCACAACAUGUAAUAUGCCAUGUGUGUCUCUUCUCUGUCUCUUCUGUCUUUAGCGGUGGCGACAUAUAUUCAAAACACUUGCACAUAAGGCUGUGCUAUCUGAGUAAAAAAGGACAUAAGUCAAAACUUGCAAGAAUCUCAAAAGCACACGGGUGUUCUUGCAAAAGAGCAUGUUAAAUGGAACUUAAUCUGAGUGAGAUUAAAACUGGUUGUAAGAAUAUCUGGGUACUUCAGUGAUUCUUCAGCCGUUAUAAAAUAAAGCAUUUCACUGUACAAUAUGAAGAUCAGUACUGAAAACAGAAAGAGGUCAAAAUAUUUUUUCACAAUUAUCAGAGCACAAUGUAGGGACCCUUACUGCAUUGACAUAAACAGUAUUAAUGUAAAAUAUAUACAUAUAAAUAUAUAUAUACAUAUAUAUAUAUAUAUCUAUGAUGUACUGACUGUUGGUGCUCCAUGUCGUCUAUGUAAUUAUCAAGCCAGAUGCACCGCCAUAUUGUUCCCUAGCUGUUAUUUCCUUUUGAUAUACGUAAGUGGAAAUAUAUAACACAGUCAUUGUAACAAGUACUGUACUUGAUUGCUGUGUUUUUAGAGAUUUUUGUGUAGAUUGUGUAUAGUAUUGUCACAUUGCCUUUGUGCCAAAUGUGUCCUAGUUUUACAGUGAGAAGACCUUAUAUGUAAAUCAACCAUAACAGUAUAUUAUGUAAUAGAUGAAUCGCUUUAUUUAUAUCCAGAGAUUAUAAUUGUGAAUAGGUUAUCUGCUGUUCUGUUCCAUUUGUAAUGUUUCCUCAUUCUGUUGGGAACUCUGCCGUAUAAUAUCACAAUGUUUUGAAUAACACUGAAGUCUUUAGCGCAUUUGUGAACCAAAGAAGGGUUGAGUUACAUUUAUGAACAUGUAUACGGCCCUUAUUCUCCCAUUGGAUUAGGUUCUGAUGUUUAUGUAAGAAUACUUAACUCACCGCCAUUAACUUUAGUGCAAUCUAUGUUGUGUAACUGUGCAAUGUCAUUGUGAUUCACUGACUGAAUGUUGUAGAGACACUUGGCUAUAUGUGGGAGGCAUGACUGGCAGUGCGGCUGCUGCUGCUGCCGGAGCUUUGUUAGUGAUAAAAAGCACAAUGCUAAACCAUGUUCAUGGGGCAGCUUUUAUUCUGUGGACAUAUGAUUGUAUUAUUACUGUGUUAAGUGGAGUAAAACUAUAAUAUGCAAAAUUCUGUUUGUCUUAACAUGCUCACAUGCUCACUGGCACAUGUUUAUGUUGAGAAAACCAACGUAAGGAACCGGGAUUAUUUAUCAUGAAGACUUUUGCUUGAACAAUGAAAUGCACAGUGUUUGCUACUGUCAUAAGAUUUAUUGAAACAAUUGUACAUUCCUGAAUUAGUGGGAUGAAGUAUCCCUUGUUAAAUUCAAUGUAGGCACUUUAAAUUAAUGCCAUCAUUUUGCUGAGUAUUACUGUUGUAUCCACAGCACUAAUAAAGACAUGAGCUGUAGAACA
This is a messenger RNA of Scatophagus argus, 3522 nucleotides long. Its product is annotated as glutamate decarboxylase 1. Bases 124 to 1899 code for a protein of 591 amino acids. NCBI's taxonomy places the organism in Eukaryota, Metazoa, Chordata, Actinopteri, Scatophagidae. The transcript has 16 exons. The record is from RefSeq and is a predicted model, not a curated record. Gene Ontology annotation, molecular function: pyridoxal phosphate binding; glutamate decarboxylase activity. Gene Ontology annotation, biological process: GABA biosynthetic process. Gene Ontology annotation, cellular component: presynaptic active zone; cytoplasm.